AGACCAGCAUGUGAGGGACCCCAACUGCUUGUGGCUGCCCCUCCCAAGUUCCUCCUCGCCUGGGCCCAAGCAUCCAGGCUUUCAGUUCGGAAGGAGGAGAGAACCCACUCAGUUUGCAGAUGCCCCUUUCCUUCUGGCCCAGUGGGGUUCCCCUCGCCCCACCUCUGGACAUCGAGCCUGGGUCCCCAGAGAGCCGCGUGUUCAUUCAUUCCUCGCCCCAUGAGGCUCCACCCGACCAAAAACAGCCCGCAUUUUGUCCUAGCCCCUCCCUCAGGCCAUCGCAAGGACCCGCAGCCCCACGCCCGCGACCUCCACCAGGCCUGAGCCUCCGCUGCCCGCAGGAAAACGCCCGGGCCCGGGCAGGGUGAACCUCGUGGGAACGGACAGGGUUCGAGCCCCGUGGGAGGCUUGCGGAGCGUAGCUUGGGUCCAGCCCAUCGGCACUGGAGGCCAUGGCGAGCACCCUGGACCUGGACAAGGGUUGUACGGUAGAGGAGCUGCUUCGAGGCUGCAUCGAAGCCUUUGAUGACUCCGGAAAGGUGCGAGAUCCGCAGCUAGUGCGCAUGUUUCUCAUGAUGCACCCCUGGUACAUACCUUCCUCUCAGCUGGCUGCGAAACUGCUCCACAUCUAUCAGCAGUCCCGGAAGGACAACUCCAAUUCUCUACAGGUGAAAACGUGUCACCUGGUCAGGUACUGGAUCUCAGCGUUCCCAGCAGAGUUUGACUUGAACCCAGAGCUGGCUGAGCAGAUCAAAGAGCUGAAAGCUCUGUUAGACCAAGAAGGGAACCGAAGGCACAGCAGCCUCAUCGACAUCGAGAGUGUCCCCACCUACAAGUGGAAGCGGCAGGUGACGCAGCGGAACCCUGUGGAACAGAAAAAGCGCAAGAUGUCCCUGUUGUUUGAUCACUUGGAACCUAUGGAGCUGGCAGAGCAUCUCACCUACUUGGAGUAUCGGUCCUUCUGCAAGAUCCUGUUCCAGGACUAUCACAGCUUUGUGACUCACGGCUGCACCGUAGACAACCCUGUCCUGGAGCGAUUCAUCUCCCUCUUCAACAGCGUCUCACAGUGGGUCCAGCUCAUGAUCCUCAGCAAGCCCACAGCCACGCAGCGGGCGCUGGUCAUCACACACUUCGUGCAUGUGGCAGAGAAGCUGCUGCACCUGCAGAACUUCAACACGCUGAUGGCUGUUGUCGGAGGCCUGAGCCACAGCUCCAUCUCCCGCCUCAAAGAGACCCACAGCCAUGUCAGCCCUGAGACCAUCAAGCUCUGGGAAGGUCUGACAGAAUUAGUGACAGCCACUGGCAACUACAGCAACUACCGGCGAAGACUGGCAGCCUGCGUGGGCUUCCGCUUCCCUAUCCUGGGUGUGCACCUCAAGGAUCUGGUGGCCCUGCAGCUGGCACUGCCUGACUGGCUGGACCCGGGUCGGACCAGGCUCAAUGGAGCCAAGAUGAGGCAACUUUUUAGCAUUCUGGAGGAGUUGGCCAUGGUGACCAGCCUGCGACCACCAGUGCAAGCCAACCCUGACCUGCUGAGUCUGCUCACGGUGUCCCUGGAUCAGUAUCAGACGGAGGAUGAGCUGUACCAGCUUUCCCUGCAGCGGGAGCCACGCUCCAAGUCAUCGCCAACCAGCCCCACCAGCUGCACUCCACCUCCCCGACCUCCUGUGCUGGAAGAGUGGACCUCAGUUGCCAAGCCUAAGCUGGAUCAGGCCUUGGUGGCAGAGCACAUUGAGAAGAUGGUGGAGUCUGUGUUCCGGAACUUUGACGUCGAUGGGGAUGGUCACAUCUCACAGGAGGAGUUCCAGAUCAUCCGGGGCAACUUCCCUUAUCUCAGCGCCUUUGGGGACCUGGACCAGAACCAGGAUGGCUGCAUCAGCCGGGAGGAGAUGGUCUCCUACUUCCUGCGCUCCAGCUCGGUGCUGGGCGGCCGCAUGGGCUUCGUACACAACUUCCAGGAGAGUAACUCGCUACGCCCGGUUGCCUGUCGCCACUGCAAAGCUCUGAUCCUGGGCAUCUACAAACAGGGCCUCAAAUGCAGAGCUUGUGGAGUGAAUUGCCACAAACAGUGCAAAGACCGCCUGUCUGUGGAGUGUCGCCGCAGGGCCCAGAGCGUGAGCCUGGAGGGCUCUGCGCCCUCUCCCUCACCCACACACCAUCGGGCUUUCAGCUUCUCCCUGCCUCGCCCAGGCAGGCGCAGCUCCAGGCCCCCAGAGAUCCGAGAAGAGGAGGUGCAAACAGUGGAGGACGGAGUGUUUGACAUCCACUUAUAAGAUGAUGUGACUAUCAAGGAUGCCUGCUUUGGAGAAAAGACUUGGAGCAGAGCAGGGAGCCUGGGGUUUGGGGCAGGAAACUGAGGGUGGGGGUUGAGGGUGGCAUGCACUGAUGUCAGGGCCAGGGCUGGUGUCCCUAAGGUUGUACAGAUUCUUGUGAAUAUUUGUAUUUUCCAGAUGGAAUAAAAAGGCCCAAAUAAUUAA
Molecule: messenger RNA, 2476 nt
Organism: Mesocricetus auratus (golden hamster)
Lineage: Eukaryota; Metazoa; Chordata; Mammalia; Rodentia; Cricetidae
Gene: Rasgrp2
Product: RAS guanyl releasing protein 2
Exons: 17
Coding region: 452-2272 (606 amino acids)
Biological process (GO): positive regulation of GTPase activity; Ras protein signal transduction
Cellular component (GO): plasma membrane
Molecular function (GO): guanyl-nucleotide exchange factor activity; calcium ion binding
Source: RefSeq, a predicted model, not a curated record